AACUUUCCAACCGAGAGAUAGCCAAGGAGAGAGAGAGGGAGAGAGAGGAAGAGGUGCACAGGGCGAGUGAGACAACAGAGCCAGAAGAGUGAAAGAGAGAGAGACGACUUUUCCCUGUUGAACAUUCCUGAGGUACAUUUCACCAUGAAGCUUGUGUGCCUGUUGCUGCUGGUGGGUCUGGUCACAGCCGCUCCUGGUGUGAACUCUCCUGGGGUAGAGACUCCCACGCUGCCCUCCCAGGACCUGACACCCUCCCCUACCGACGCCAAAUCCCGUUUCGCCAUGCUGGACGACGUUCGCCUGCUGGCCAACGGGCUCCUCCAGCUGGGUCAGAGCCUCAGGGAGUUCGUCCACAAGACCAAGGCUCAGAUCAACGACAUCUUCCAGAAGCUCAACAUCUUCGACCGGUCCUUCUACCAGCUUACCGUGGUCACCUCGGAGAUCAAGGAGGAGGAAGAGGAGCUGAAGAAGACCACGUCCUUCCUCAAGGCCAACAACGAGGAGAUCAGGAACCUGUCGCUGGAGAUCAACCAGAAAAUGAACAGCAUCCUGCAGGACAGGAGCCAGCUCCAGAACAAGGUGGGAGGCCUGGAAGAGAAGCUGAAGGGACUGUCACAGAGCAUGAUCCCCACGGAGCAGCUCAACGAGGUGGCCUCGCUCAAGGAGGUGAUUGAGGCUCAGGAGAGGACGAUCUCGGACCUGCUGAGGGCAGUCGGAGAGCAACACGACCAGCUCAACCACCAGAAGAGCAAGAUCAAAACUCUGGAGGAAAAAUUUAGCGACACAGAUUUCCAAGAGACGGCAGAGAAAACGUCUGACCAAGACACGCUGUCCUCGUUGGAUUAUCUGGCGGGGAACUCGACUGGCCUGGACACGAGCGAGCUGCCUGUGGACUGCAGCGAGCUGUUCGACCGGGGGAAGAGGAACAGCGGAGUGUAUCCCGUCAAACCAAACCAGUCUGAACCGUUCAACGUGUACUGUGAAAUGAACUCAGAUGGAGGUUCGACUGUCCUCCAGCACAGAGACGGAGGGACGGUGGACUUCGACCAGACGUGGGAGAGAUACGAGAACGGCUUCGGCAGUUUGGAAAGAGAUUUCUGGCUUGGCCUCCGGAAGAUCCACGCCCUUGCCAGUCAGGGGGCGUCCAUCUUGCGUGUGGAGCUGGAGGACUGGAAGGAAGAGAGGCGCACUAUGGAGUACCAGAUCACCCUGGAGGGCCCUUCCGCCCACUACACCCUCCACCUCACCCACUUGUCUGGAGACCUGCCCGACGCCAUGGCAACCCAAACCGGCAUGAAAUUCUCGACAAAGGACAGGGUCAACCACAACGAGCCAGACUCCAACUGCGAUCGCGACCACACCGGCGGAUGGUGGUCCAACGCCUGCGAUGGCACCAACCUGAAUGGGAGGUACCUGUGGCGGAGGUCUAAAGGCGGUUCCCUGGGCAGGAAAGGGAUCUUCUGGAGUCCCGGGACUGGAACCUCUUACUCUCUCAAGUCCACCAAGAUGUUGUUACGGCCUGCGCCCCUGGCCGCAAGCUUUAACUGACCCCCUCAGCUCAGAAAAAGUUGUUGACAUGGUAACAUCAGAUUAACCAUUUACAGACUGACAGGAUGUGUUGCCUUAGUGUUAGAUCCCUGUGAGAGAUGGUGCUGAUUUGUCAAAGUGAUGCAAUCCCAGCUGGUCACUGACCUCCAGAGAAACCAUUCCAGUCGUGCAAACAGUAUUGGGUAAAGUCUGGGAAGACGACCCAGUAAGACUAGAUAUGGUCAGCAAUCUGACUCAACACUUGUUUGCACAAUUUCUCAGCACUGCACUUACAUGAAGAGAAAGGGAAAGACUAUAAGACAAUGUUCUGACAUAUAUUAAUAUAUAUAUACAUAUAACUUAUAUAACCACUGAUAUUGUCAAUUACAUUUAAUGAAUGUGACACUGCAUGAUAUUCAAUCCCUAGCACUGUUGUCGAAGCAUGAUCCUAAUCUGAUCUAUGUUUUACUUCCUCUCCUGAUCCUUGAUGUCACUAAAUGCACAACUACUUAGUAGAAUUACACAAACUAGACAUUUAGAUACUUCCGUGUUACAGACCUUGGUUUAUUCAAUGUUUUCGUUUUUUUACUUUAUGUAUUUAAACCAUUUUCAUAUUGUUCUAUGGUCCGCUAUGAGAGGUGGUGGCAAGUCCUAUUUUCAUGUUGUUUUCUUUCAUUAAUGGGUCAUAUUGACUCUUGUCUAUAUGUACUGUUUUGUGUUUCUCACAAAUACUUAACCCUUAAAAGGGAAUUCUGGUCAUUCAUAUUUAUAACGACAAAUUAUAACAGCAAUGUAAUAAAAGUAACAUUUGAAAGCUU
This is a messenger RNA of Osmerus eperlanus (European smelt), 2345 nucleotides long. It is a transcript of the gene angptl3, whose product is annotated as angiopoietin-like 3. The transcript is spliced from 7 exons. Bases 145 to 1548 code for a protein of 467 amino acids. Gene Ontology annotation, biological process: phospholipid catabolic process; triglyceride homeostasis; cholesterol homeostasis. NCBI's taxonomy places the organism in Eukaryota, Metazoa, Chordata, Actinopteri, Osmeriformes, Osmeridae. The record is from RefSeq and is a predicted model, not a curated record.